AUGCAGCGUACACCUGUACAUACAUUUCCGGCUGCAAAGCCUAUCGUACCAGAUUCUGACAUUAAUUUACAAACUGAAGAUAAUUCUAAACCAGAUAGUAGAUAUUCAAAAAGUAGUAGGUCAUCAGUUGUAAGCAAAACCCAAAGUCAGAUUAGGGCGUUAGAGUUGGCUAAUCAGAUUGAGGAGGAGGAGCUUGAAACCGCUCUAGAGCAGGAUCGGAUUUUGGCUGAACAAAAAUUGGAAGCUCUUAAAAUUAAAAAAGAGCUAGAACUGAAAAGUCAGCAAAAGAAGGCAGAAUUUUUGAAGAGAAAACGGGAACGAGAGUUGCAAAUUUAUGAAUUGCGCUCUGAUUCUGGGUCUGUUAGUUACAGUUCGUCACAACGAGUUCACAAGUGGGUGAGCGAAAUCCCAGAUGAAAGCGACGAUCGACGACCUGACGAGUCUAUCGAAGAAGCUGCACGUACCAAGAUGGAAGCUAAAGGUAGCUCUCCAGGAAUGAACGAGGUCUUAACGCAAGCAUUCAAAGCGCUCCAAGUUCGUCAAAUGAAAGAUUUACCUGUAUUUUCUGGAGAAGUCCCUGAGUGGCCGAUUUUUGAGAACGAGUUCAAGACGUCUACAACGGAGUUCCAGCUAACAGACCGUGAUAACCUGAGAAGACUUAACAAGGCGCUUCAAGGAAAGGCGCGCAAAGCUGUUGAAGCACUACUGUCGUCACCUGAAAAUGUCCAUCAUAUUAUGCGAAUGCUGAAAUCAAACUUUGGUCGAUCCGAGUGGGUAGUUGCAAAUAGGCUGGAUACUUUACGGAACCUUGAGUUUGUCAAGGACGGAAGUAUUGAAUCUUUUCGUACAUUUUAUAACGCAGUUAUCGGUACCGCUGUUGCAUUAAAAAACGCCAACGCAAAAAGCUACCUAAUGAAUCCCGAACUUAUUUCGCACCUGGUGGAAAAGCUACCGGCGUUCAGCAAGCAGAUGUGGAUUCGACACAAAGCAUCUCUGAUGAAAGAAGACAGAGUAAUUGAUUUCGACACAUUUUCUCGGUGGUUGGAGGAUGAGAUGGACAAUCAACUGGCGAGUAUGAAUCCAAUUUUCAUGACAAAAAAGCCAACUUCAAACCCUCGACCAAAACCGCCUGUGUUUAACAUUACUACUCCAGAUGAUGAGAAUGAGCACAUGCAGUGCCCUUUGUGCAGUUCAAAGGAUCAUUUGAGCCUUGCCAAAUGUGAUCGGUUUUCUAAACUAUCUCUGGAUCAACGUCGAUCUGCAGCAAGAUCUUGCCGAGUAUGCUACGUCUGCCUGAAGACCGACCAUACGCGUCAGAAAUGUAAAUCUAACAGGACCUGUUCCAUCUGUAAAAGUAAUCACCACGAGCUUGUACACUCAGAUGACUUUCAAAGACCAUCGAACCGUAAACCUUCGGAUAAAUUUGCAUCCGAAGAUUUAUGUAAUGUGAAUGCUAAAAAUGUGAACACUCUUCUCCGCGUGGGCAAAGUGCAAAUACGUGGUCAAGGUGGUAUCCAUAACGUGUUCGCUCUUUUCGACGAGGGUUCUUCCCUUACAAUGAUAGACUCUACACUUGCCGAUGAAAUGGGAUUAGUUGGUCCUAUAGUACCGGUAACGUAUCGUUGGACAAACGGAAUCUCGCACAAGGACGAAGAAUCGACGGUGAUCUCCUUUUUAAUAUCAGGGCCUUCCCAACAAGCAAAAUGGUUCCAAUUGAAUAAUGUUCGUACCAUUCAGAAUAUGAACCUGCCACGUGUCAACUUUGAUCUGGAAAAGAUUAAAAAAAUGUAUCCGUUACUCGAUGAAAGUAAACUCAGUACGAUUCAAAAUGCUUCGCCGAGAUUGUUGAUAGGCUCGAAUAAUGCUGGUCUUAUAGUGCCUCUAAAGACAAUACAAUAUUCACUGAGAGGUCUCCAACUAACCCGGUGUCACCUAGGUUGGACCAUUCAUGGAGAAAUAGAACCAACGUUGGCGGUGGCAGCAGAUUCUCUCCAUGUUCUCCUUUGUUCAAAUAAUAAUGAUACGGAGCUAACAGCUUUAAUGAAGAAUAUGUACAAGAUUGAAGAGUUCGGCAUAACUCGCCAGGAAGAUAAAUUUUCAGAAGAAGAUCAACGUGCACUUGACAUCAUGAACAGAACACUGAAGAGAAUCGGUGAUCGUUUCGAAGUUGGGCAAAUAUAUAAAUAUAACAAUUUUACGUUUCCUGAUAGCAAAGUACAAGCAUUGCGUCGUCUGCAGAUAAUGGAAAGAAAAAUGGUUGGUGAUCCAAAAUUUGCUGAGAUGUACUGCAAGAAAAUAAAUGAUUACCUCCAAAAAGGGUAUGCAAGGAAGCUGCAGCCAGAUGAGCUUUCGGAGCCUCCCAAUACAUGGUAUUUACCACAUUUCAGCGUUGCGAGUGGUAAUAAGUUUCGAUUGGUGAUGGACGCGAAAGCUAAGUCAAACGGUUUUUCAUUAAACGACCUAUUGCUGAAAGGUCCAGAUUUUGUACCCCCUCUGACUGCGGUAUUGAUGCGAGGAAGAAAGAAAAAGGUGGCGUUCUUGGCAGACAUAACAGAAAUGUUUCAUCAGGUACAAAUUCGCGAAGAGGAUCAACAUUCACAGCGUUUUUUCUGGCGUGGCAUGAAUCGAACCGAUCCACCUGAGACGUAUACGAUGACGGCUAUGAUUUUUGGUGCGGUAUCAUCUCCGUCCAUAGCUCAGUAUAUAAAAAACUUUAAUGCAAAAGAACUUGAAGAACGUUUACCAGGAGUACAACGAGCCAUCGUGGAGCAGCACUACGUAGAUGAUUAUUUUGAUAGUGCUGAUACCGACGAAGAAGCUAUCGAGUUGAUCGAUCGCGUAAUCACGGCUCACGACCAUGGCGGUUUCAAAUUGGGGAAAUUUGUCUCGAACUCAGACUCUGUCAUACAGUCAUUGGAUCCUGAGUUGAGAGCCAAUGUUGAUAAACCAGAUGACGUGAAAGUUUUGGGUUUGAGAUGGAACGUUGCGACUGAUGAAAUUGUUUUUCCGUUGGACUUUCCUAAGAUUGGCGAUAUUCUUCGAUCCACUGAUAUGAUUCCCACCAAGCGAGAGCUAUUGAAGUUUAUGAUGGGAAUUUUUGAUCCGUUAGGAGUGCUUAGUCCGGUAACAAUCCAUUUGAAAAUUCUGUUUCAAGAUUUGUGGCGCUUGCAAAUCAAUUGGGAUGAUGAGAUUCCCGAUGGUUUCAUUCCGAAAUGGGCAGAGUGGUUAGAGGAAACAGCAAAGUUACGUGAUGUCAGAAUUCCCAGGUAUUACUUUCCGGAGCUUCCAUCGUUUAACAACGUCGAGCUGCAUGCUUUUUGCGACGCGAGCGAUAAAGCUUUUGCCUGCGUGAUUUUCAUGGUACACCGAAAUCCGAACAAAAGCUAUGUGACUCAGGUAUGUGCGAAAUCAAGGGUCGCUCCGUUGAAAUCGCAAACGGUUCCACGACUUGAACUUCAAGGUUGUGUCUUGGCUAGUCAGGUGAUGAAGAUGGUGCAGGAAGAGAUGAAGGUCGAAGUAACCUCGAUUCAUUUUUGGACCGACUCGAAAAUUUGUCUUGGUUGGCUUUCGACAACGGAGAAACUAACUGCCUACGUUGGAUCCCGUGUAUCUAAAAUAAAAGAGAACGGUCAUCAUACGGCAAUGUGGCACUGGAUUCCGUCGUAUCUUAAUGUUGCUGAUUUAGGAACAAAAUGUUCGAAAUUCGCCAACAUAGCGGAAUGGUUGAAAGGCCCCGAAUUUCUAGCUCAAGAACGUAAGUGUUGGCCAGCUCCCGACGUGGUAGAUUUGACUUCGGAAGAAUCCAACAAUUUUCACGACGAGCUUGUCUGUAUCCGUGAUGAAGGUUUAUGCUACCAGAUUGCUGAAACGAUUGACCUCCAACUUCCCGACAUCAAAAGGUUUUCCGAUUACAACAGACUGAUUCGAGCGACUGCGUAUUACCUGAAAAUGAAAAAAAUACUUGCCCUUCCUAAAAAAGAAAAGCCUGAAACAUUCAAGAUAGACGUUCACGACAUGACCAAUGCUAAAAAUGCUUGGUACAAGAAGGUGCAGAUGGAAUGUUUUGCAGAAGAACGACGGUGCCUAGAAACUAAAGGUUUUGUGAAAAAGUCGAGCCGUUUGUUUUCACUUUCGCCAUUCAUCUCCGAUGACAUUAUUAGAAUGCAGGGACGCAUCCAGGAUGAUGGGCAUCCUUUUGGAAUGAAUAACCCUGUAAUACUACCAGACAAUCAUGACUUUACAAAUUUGCUUAUACGGAUGUAUCACAUCGCAAACUGUCACCAAGGAGUGGAUACUGUUGUGGGUAAUUUGAGAUUGCGGUAUCGCAUAUUAAAAAUCCGAUCGCAGGUAAAAAAGUACGCUCAUGUAUGUGUAACAUGUCGUGAACUUCGUGCAAAACCGACCGUACCGCAGAUGGGAGAUUUACCAAAGAUUCGUACGACACUGUUUGUUUACCCUUUCACUCACACUGGAAUUGACUAUUUUGGUCCGUUAACCAUUAAAGUUGGACGUCGCCUGGAAAAACGCUGGAUGGUGUUAUUCACCUGCAUGACGAGUCGAGCAGUGCAUUUAGAAAUUGUACCGUCCCUGGACACAAACAGCUGCAUUAUGGCUAUAAGAUGUUUCAUGGCUAUUCGUGGUGUACCCCAAAAGAUCAACACAGAUAAUGGUACAAACUUUACUGGGGCCGAUCAAGAAUUGAAACGGUUGACUAAGGAGCUUGAUCACCAACAAAUCGAGGAAACAUUGAGCGUCCGAGGUGUGGAGUGGUCAUUUAUACCUCCAGGAGCUCCUCAUUUCGGCGGAUGCUGGGAACGCUUGGUUCGUUCAGUGAAAUCCGCCCUUGGUACAAUGUUGAAAGAGCGACAUCCAACUGAUCUUGUGCUACGAACAGUACUAUGUGAAGUUAUGAACACCAUCAACAACCGCCCUUUAAUACCCAUAUCAGACAAUCCGCAAGAUCCUGAGCCGCUAACACCGAAUAUGUUGUUGCUGGGGCGAAACAAUUUUAUGCAAUACGAUCAUGAUUUUGAGGAACGAGAUUUGGACUGUAGAGCUGCGUAUAAACAUGCACAAAUUUACGCGGAUCGUUUUUGGAGAAGGUGGAUUUUUUUAUAUCGUCCUGAGCUAUUGAGACGACAAAAAUGGCCAGACAAUCGAAACUACCAUGAGUAUGUUGUUGGCGAUUUUGUGAUGAUCGUGGAUGAAAACAUGCAUCGAGGAUGUUGGCCAAAAGGGAUAAUUGAGAAGGUUCAUUAUGGCCCAGAUCGAAAGAUUCGAACUGUUGUUAUUCGUACCUCAAAAUCUGUAUACACUAGACCGGUAACAAAAAUCAUUCUACUAAUACCUAAAUCCGUGGCUGCCCCGGAGGAUGUUAGAAAUUAG
Molecule: messenger RNA, 5385 nt
Organism: Topomyia yanbarensis
Lineage: Eukaryota; Metazoa; Arthropoda; Insecta; Diptera; Culicidae
Exons: 1
Coding region: 1-5385 (1794 amino acids)
Biological process (GO): DNA integration
Molecular function (GO): nucleic acid binding
Source: RefSeq, a predicted model, not a curated record